CCACACCGGUGGAUGAGGAGUUGUGGGGGAUUUCAGCACAGCCUCUCUUCGCGUCAUGAGAGUUGUUCGGUGAACGACCACAAGUAGCCAAAGUCAACCAGAAAGAGUUAUUACAAAGAAUGUGACACUUACGGUAGACUCAACUCUUUCUUAAAUUGCCUAGACAUUUUUUUAAAAGUAUAAGCUCGAAGAAGCUAUGGAGCCGAUAACUAAGUGGACACCAAAGCAAGUUGUAGACUGGAUGAGAGGUUUGGAUGACAGCCUACAGCAGUACGUGAGCAACUUUGAGCGGGAGAAGAUCAGUGGAGAACAGCUACUGAAGAUUACGCAUCAGGACCUGGAAGAGCUUGGUGUGGCCAGAAUUGGACACCAGGAACUGGUGUUGGAGGCUGUGGAUCUGCUCUGUGCUCUGAAUUAUGGGGUGGAGACGGACAACUUAAAGAACCUGGUUGUGAGGAUGAGAGCUGCCACCAACAGUCUCCACAUGGCCACGUCUGACCGAAGGAAAAGCCCGGUGUAUGAUGGCAGUGCUUCACGCAAGCCACCCAAUGACUUUCUCACAUGUGUGGUUGAGCUCAUUGGUGCUGCCAAGAGCCUCCUGGCUUGGCUUGACAGGACGCCGCUUACAGGGAUCAGUGACUUCACAGCCACCAAGAACAAGAUCAUUCAGCUGUGCCUGGAGCUUACCACCACAGUUCAACAGGACUGCUGUGUUUACGAGAUGGAAGAAAAAAUUCUAGAAGUUUCCAAGAUUUUGAACAGCAUCUGUGAUCAGACUGUGAGAACCACGUCUGAUCCGCUUAUGAGCCAGUCUGCCUGCUUGGAGGAAGUCCAGCUGACCAAUAUAAAACCGGGUGAAGGUCUGGGAAUGUACAUCAAGUCGACUUAUGAUGGGUUACAUGUCAUUACUGGAACCACAGAACAUUCACCUGCAGACCUGACCAGGAAGAUCCAUGCUGGUGAUGAAGUGAUUCAGGUUAACCAGCAGACAGUGGUGGGCUGGCAACUAAAAAACCUGGUCAUCAAACUGAGGGAGGAUCCCAAAGGUGUGUUCCUCCUCCUGAAGAAGCGACCCACAGGAACAACAGGUUUUACCCCCGCCCCACUCAAAAACAUGCGCUGGAAGCCUCCUGUACCUCAGAACAAUUCCUCCUUAAUCCGGGCCCAGUCCCCCUGCAGCUCAGGAAAUGGAUCCACCAAAAAAGAGAAACCAGCAAUCUUGGAUUUUUAUAUCCCGCCUCCUCCUCAUAUGCCAUACACUCCAAGAGAGGAAAGAACAGACACCUUCUCCAGUUUUAGUAAAAGGCCAAAAGGCUCUGAAUCACCCAACUCCUUCCUGGACCAGGAGAGCAGGAGACGCUGCACCAUCGCAGAUUAUGACAAACUAAAUGUUGGCUAUCCAAUCGAAGCCAAUGUGAUACAGCCCAGAAUGAGGGAGCACAAGCCAUCACGUGGUAAGCCCCGCCCCCUCUCCAUGCCUGUGGAUACUUGUGUGUCAAUCGUAGAUCCCUUUGCUAAGCCCUGGGCGCACAGCAGGAAAGGUGAGGACCUCCUGUACAGAUACUUAAGCAAUGAGAGGAUCCCCACCAUAGCCGAGGAGGUCGCAUCAGCCGCUUCUGCCAGCUACAUGCCAACAGGCGAGCACCGCCUCAUCAGAAUGGACCACAUCCGAGGAAGCCGCUACUACUCCAACUCGGACCUCCACAACAGCGCCACCAUCCCCUAUCAGGAGGAUGUCAAAAAGGCCCCCGUAGCUUCGGUGUCCAAACGCACAGCAGAACGUUCACUACUGGGACACGACUGGCACUCGAGCAGGGACUUCCUCAACCGGUAUAAUCAACCACAUAUACGAUCCUGGUCCUUCUCUCAAGCUGCUGCCUUCCCUAUUUCUGUGUCACCCGCCAUGGCUGCAGAUGACUACAACCCUGUCUCCCUGCGACACAAAUCCAAGAAGAAGAGCCGGGGAGGCAAUGGUACGAUGAGCAGGAGGCGUGUGUCAGUCAAAGAGCUGGGUCAGCCAGACCACCAAGGCUGGCUGUACAGGAAGAAGGAGAACAAGGGCUUCUUGGGUAUCAAAUGGAAGAAGUUCUGGUUUGUCCUGAAGAAGACUGCACUGUAUUGGUACACAAAUCCCCUGGCAGAGAAAGCCGAGGGCUACAUUGACCUCACCAACUUCAUGAUAGACCGAGCCAUAGAGUGCAAGAAGAAACAUGCAUUCAAAGCUUGCCACCCGCAAGUCAUGAUGUUUUAUUUUGCUGCUGAGAGCCACGAAGAAAUGAACUUAUGGCUCAAUAAGCUCGGGCUUGCCUCGAUCCAUUAUGAGCCCACACAACCAAACACUGCAGCUGAGUGUUACAGUGAAGCCAGUGACCAAGAAGAAGGUGAAAACACAGAGAUACCUCCACCACCGUACUCUAUGGGUGCUUCUGGUCCCCCUGGUAGCACACACCAGGGCACUCUUCCGCCACCAUACUCCUCCGCAGUCCCCAGUGAAGCCAACGGCUCGCAUUCCUCACCCGUCAGUACGAUUACGUCGGACAGCUCCUCCGCUUCAUCGCUCUCCAAACAGCGGCAGUCGUGGUUAGACCUGGUCGCGCAGGCGUCCCCACCUCUUGCCACUAGCGAAACGGCAGUGGUGUGCUCAGUCCAGGUGCACUUGCAUCAACAUCCAUCAUUGACGGUAGAAGGGUCGGAGAGUUCAGCUCCUCUUGAGUCUGCUGGCACAGGGUCCAAUGAGGAACGACAGGCACAAAGGGAGGCUUCAGGUGCUGAAGACCUAGGGGAUCACGGUACCAGCUCCGACGAGAUGGAGAAGCUUUACAUCCAUCUGAAGGAAGCCAGUCUCUCACCUAUAGGGGACCGUAAACCAUCCACAAAAAGGGAAUUCAGAGCCUCCUUUAUAAAGCGCUGCAAAAACCACACCGUCAAUGAUAAACUGCAUCUGAUCAGGACGCUGAACAGCACAUUAAAGUCCAAACAGGCAGAUCUACAGGCACUCGAGCAGGUGCUGUCCGACCCUGAACUUACGUCAGUCAGGUUCAGAGAAUGGAAGGAGGCCAAUGGGCCUUUGGUGAAUGAGAUCUGUGUGCAAAAUGGUCAGCAGGUGGCGUCAGAGGCCCCACAGGAUGCCGUGGCUGCCUUUGCUGCCCCUGUGGGGGAGACCACUUUCUAAAUACUGAUCAUGACUUUGGACUUGUUACAUACACUUACACAGACAGCUGUCAAGUUUUCAUGUGAGACUACUACGGACUUUAAACUCUUUUCAACUAGCAACAGGAUUUGAAAUGAAAUGAGUUUGGCAUGUCACAUUAAAAUGUGAAAUGCAUCUUAGUAUUACAUUUGGUUUGUAAGAUAAGCAAACGUUUCAAGUGAUUGCUUUUGUUUUGUCCAGAUUCGUUUGAUUUCUACACAGAAAUGUUGUUGUAUGUCCUGUCUAUUUAGAUGGUAUCAGUAUUGGUCAUGUUUUUAAAUACUUUUACUCUCUUAUGGGUGCCAUGCACCUUCAAUGCCUGUUACAUGUUCAAGUGCUGAGACAAGAGAACCAUCAGCCCAGAACCACAGUCUUUACAGACGGAUUAAAUAUGUAUCAUAAAUCAUGAAUUCAAUUUGAAUGAAAGAUGUUUGGAUGUAGUAAAACUACUAAAUCCCACACAAAACAGCUACCCACCAACAAACUAUUUUUGCAGACUUAAAUGUGUAAAUACUUUUGGAAGCAGGACCGGUUGUUGCACAACAGAUACAAAGCACACAAACACUGUAUGGGUCUAAUUUUUGCUAAGCAGGGCCCACUGACUGUUGGUACCAUAGCUUGGCACAAAUAUGGAUUUUUUUUCUUCUGUAAUGUCUGCUGUAUGUCCUAAUAAACUUUGAUUGUACAGCGUU
This is a messenger RNA of Doryrhamphus excisus (bluestripe pipefish), 3882 nucleotides long. NCBI's taxonomy places the organism in Eukaryota, Metazoa, Chordata, Actinopteri, Syngnathiformes, Syngnathidae. The record is from RefSeq and is a predicted model, not a curated record.